CAAAAUUAAAAAUUUUGAUAUUUCAAAUUUUUUUUCAGAGGCUGGCAUUGUGAAUAAAAAUACUGUGGUUAAACCACUUGAGGCUAGUGAUGAAGUUUUGUUAGUGGUUCAUCCUAAAUCUUAUUUAGAUAAACUUAAGUGGAGUGUUAAUGUAGCUAGGAUAACAGAAGUACCAUGUGUUGCUGCCAUGCCAAAUAGUUUGGUACAGCGAAGAGUAUUAAGGCCAUUUCGUUAUCAUACUGGAGGGACAAUAUUAGCUGGAAAAUUGGCUCUUGAACGAAAGUGGGCUUUGAAUAUAGGAGGAGGAUUUCAUCAUUGUUCAUCAGAACAAGGCGGAGGAUUUUGUGCUUAUGCUGAUAUAACGCUCUGUAUAAAAUUUUUAUUUAUGCAUUACAGUCACAUUUGUAAAGUUAUGAUAGUUGACCUGGAUGCACAUCAGGGUAAUGGUCAUGAACGGGAUUUUAUGGGCGAUGACAGAGUUUAUAUAUUUGAUGUAUAUAACCAUGGAAUAUAUCCCCAUGAUGAAUAUGCUAAAGGAGCUAUAAGGAAAAAAGUAGAACUGAGACAUAUGACUGAAGAUGCGGAAUAUUUAGAAAAAGUGUCAAAGAACUUGAUGGAAUCAUUUGAAGAAUUUCUACCCCAGCUUAUUGUAUACAAUGCUGGAACUGAUAUAUUAAAAGGUGAUCCACUGGGAUGCUUGGCAAUAUCACCUCAGGGUAUAAUAGAAAGAGAUGAAAUAGUGUUCAAAGCUGCUAUGAGUAGGAGCAUCCCCAUAAUUUUCCUAACAAGCGGUGGCUAUCAAAAAAGUACAGCACGUAUCAUUGCAGAAUCCAUAAUCAAUCUGAAGCAAAAAGGAUUAUUACCUUAAUAUUUUCUCAAAAACCAUUGUAGAACAGAUGUUCCAUAUGGUACUUCUUACUGUGAUAUAUAUAUAUAUACAAAUAUUAAUACUUGUUGUAUAAUCUUUAACUUGUACAUUUUAUAAUAAUUUUUCUGAUGAAAUAUCUCAUAUGUACUCUUUUAUUUCUUGUUAUGUAGAUAUUUAAAGAACAAUCUUUUAAAACACAGCAACUAAUUAGUUAAAUUUUACAUUUAUUCUAAAUUGCUGCAGUUAAUAAAGCUCUUGAAUAAUAGGUUGUAUGAUUUAAUCCAAGGGGCCAACUACAAAAUAAUAAUUCUGUGUAUUUAAUGAAAUAUAAAUAAACUUAAUUCACUAUAAUAUGCAUGUUAAUAAAGACUUUCUAAUGAAAAUUUAUUAGCUAGCAAUAUGCAUGCGUAAUUGUUACAACUGUAAAGCAUAAUUGUGAAAUGUUUAGGUUAGUUUAGAGUAGAUAGGUUCAGGAUUAGAAAUAGGAGAGGGGUCAGAAAAAUGUGUUUGCUUUCUUUAUUCCCCAUUUCAAUUGUUACUAUGGAAAUAAUUUUAUCAUAAAGGGGAAAAUGCAAAAUUCGUGGCAGGAUCACUGGUAAAAUUGUGUUAUUUUAUGGCCUAGGACAUAUAGUAACAAUUUUUCAAAAUGUUGUCACAAAUUUAUAUUUCAAUAAAGAAGUAAAUUAAUUUAAUAACUACCAUAUACAUAGCGAGUAAUACAAAUACCUAGUACACGACUAAAAAAAGAACGCCUUUUGUUUCGAAAUUAAUGCUGAUGUAUGUAAAUUAAUAAAAUUCUGAUAAUGUCAGCAGUGCCAUUAUAUGAGAACAUGAUUUCUAUUAAGAAAGUGUAUUAAGAUUGUAAAUACUUUUUCAUGUCAUGUGUCUUCAUCUGAAAAUUAGGAGGAAAAUGCUAAAAUAAGAAAAGAGAAAGAAGAAAUUAGAAUGAAAUUUGUCGUGAUAUUGUUUGUCAGUUCUGAAGGUAACAGCAAGCAAAUGUACAAUGUGUAGUAGCUUUCUUCAUAUUCCAAAAAUCUUGCAAACCUGAAACUGUUUUAAACAGAAGCUCUGAAGCUUAAUUCAAAGCUCUGGUUAAGAUUUUAGAAGACAAUUAAUUGGCAGGUUCAUUUAACAUUUUGGAAAAAUCUGAUCACUUCAAAAGCUGAAACAGUCCACUAGAAUUCACGGAAUUACGUACCUCAGUAAACUUAUUAUCUUAACUAUACCUAAUCAAUUGAAAAAAAAAAAAAAAAAUGUUAUUUUUCUCAUUAAAAAAUAUAUAUGUAUAAAUAUAUUUUAAGUGAAAACUGAAAGUUUAAUCUUAAAAAUUGCCCUAAUUUUAGUAUUCCCCUGGAGACUUGUUAACAGCAAAUAUCAAGACUAAAAGGCAGCUACAUUAAAGCGUUUCAAAACUUCUCCUUUAAGAAUUUUAUUUCCAAAAGAAUAUGAGCAUGAUUAUAUAAUGUUUAAAUAAAUGUACCAUUUUGUACUUCAGUUGAAAACAUUUAAAACUUCUUUCUUGGUAAGGGAAGUUUUCAAUAAGCAUGUGCUUUACUUUCUUGUAGAAAGAAGGCAGAUCUGAUCUGAGAAUUUAUCUUAAUCAACUGUAUAAUAAUUACACAAACAUCAUUACGUUUCCUUGUUAUCAAACAUAUAUUGUCAAAAAUCAAUAACUAGCAUAUUUCAAUUAUAUAAAGGAUGUUUUUUUUUUUUUAACUGACGGUACUUAGAGACCUCUGUAGCUCGAACUAUCAUGUGCAAAAUUUUGUACUGGGAUUAUUGAUGACAUGGGAAAAAGGAAUCCGUGAAAAAGAAAUUUAGUUCCAAAAGUUGCCGAUAGGAGAAUAUGGCGCAUUUGAUCUAAAUUUUAAGUUUAACUGCACAAUAAAAUUUCUGACCAGUUUAAAAAGUUACAGUAAACAGAUAAAUGAAUAACAAAUAAUUCAUUUUCCCACAAAUGUGCUUUAUUCCAAAAAAUAACUUCUGAAAAUGGUUACACAUUAAAAAAAAAAAAAGAGAGAGAGAGAACAUUCUAUUCGAUUUCCUUUUUACUCUUUGUUCUUUUGUUUUUAUUCAGUAGAAUCGUUUUCCCGGGGAAGACAUCGUCUAUUUUCAAUAUGACCUCUAUUUUCUUUCAUUUUUCCAUUCUCCAUUUCCCGCUUUUUUUUAUAAUUCAAAAUACUAGCACUGGUGUCGAUUACGUAAUCGGGAUUUUGCAAUUUUUUCCUGUGUUUUAUACAAAAUUUUAGCUGUCUUAAAGUGCAAAGCGCCACAUUUUCCUGUAUCAGCAACUUUUAGAACUAAUUUUUUUUUCAUGGAUACCUUUUCCCCAUGUCGUCAAUAGUCCAUGUACAAAAUUUUGUGGCUUUGCGGCUGAUAGUUCAAGCUACAGAGGUCUCUGAAUACCAUCAGUUUAAAAAAAAAAAAAAAAAAAAAAAAAAAAAAAACCGGCCUGUAUAUAUAGAAUUUAAACAACAGUAGUUUGAAAAUGAGAUUGAUGCUAGAAAAAAAAUACUGAAUUAUUUAUUUUUACAUCAGAAUCUCUACACAGCUAUAUGCGAUUUCUUAGCUUGGUGCUUUACAGUGCUUGUUGGUUAGUAGUUAAAUGUCUACAGUUUGAAACAUUGCUUUCUUGGUGGUGAAAUAUCAUCCAAAUAAUACCAUUUAAGUUUUUUGAUUUGGGAAAAACAAUAAAUAGUUACAGAGAAUAAAAACUAUUUAUUGUUUUUCCCAGAAAAUGUGGAAAAAGUUUUUCCAGAUAUGGAAAAAAUUCAAGAGUACUUUAGAGCCCAAAACCUUCAAAUGAUGACGAGAAAUGUCACAGGGAAAAAGAAGUCAAUUGUACAAUACCCUGUCCUCAUGUAAUGUAUUCUUGUACACAAAUGUCUUGAAAUACCAAAGUGUAUAAACAGAAAUAACACUUUGUCCAUUAAACCCAAAAUUCUGUAUGCAAAAUGUCACUAUAGUUGGCAAUGAGCAUUGCUUUUACUUUUGAUUUUGAACUAUAAAUGUUUUUAUCUUUCAGAAAGUUUCCCAAUUUUUAUUUGACAUUUCACUUCUAAUAUGUUAUUCAAGAAGUUGGGACUUCUUUCAGUAGCACACCUGCCAAACUUGAAAUGCGAGAAAACCAAGAAACGGGAGGUUUUUGUGUGUUGUGGGCAAAAAGUUCUAAGGAAUUUCAAACUGAUUUUAAUUCACUUUAUAAUACAUGAUUCAGAUUACUGAACUAUUUGUAACUCAAUUCUGAUAUAAAAUAUAUUAGCAUUUAAUUGGAUAUUCUAAACUAUGUUCCUUGGCUGAUUUUAUUUUAAAAUUUUCUUAUAUUGAGAAAAUCCCAAUUAGUGAAAAAAAGCUUUUAUCUAUCAAAGCACUUUUAAAUACAGUGAAAAAAAUUAAUAUUUAAUGUACAAAGUUUUUGUGUUGAUAAACUUAUUAAAGUAUCCUGUAUUACAGUAAACAAAACCAAAUACAAAUAAUAACUGAUUAAACAUUGCUUGAUUCUUCAUAUGAAAAUCUACAAAUAUCUACAGUAGAUUAAAACAGCUGAGAUCAAAUGAAAUUGAACAAGAUCAGCAAAAUGUAAAAAAGAAGGGAAAAAUAUUCAGAUGAUAUAAAAUUUAAUAAGAACAAUUACACUGAAAAUCAUUAGAGGGGGGCGAAUGGAAUUUUUCUGAUAUGUUUCAUUAAUUUUAUAAAUUUCAUUUAUUGUUGAGAAAUAUUUUCUGUAGUAAAGUUUAAAAAUUAAAAACCAGGAGAGUUGGCAGUGAUCAUGUUAUUUGGCAAAACAAACCAAAGUCUGAUUUUUUUUUUUUUUUUUUUUUUUUUUCCCUCUCUCUUUAAGAUAGCUAACUAGACACAAGAUCAUGAUAUAAAAAAAAAUAGCUAACUAGACACAAGAUCAUGAUAUAAAAAAAAUACCUCACUUUUAGUUUUUAACUGAUAAGUAACCAUGCCAUUUUUCAUCUUAUAUAAUGUCUCAUUUUCAAAUAUCUAUAGUGAGCAUUUGAUUUAUUUGUAAGUAGUACUUUUUCUGAUUUAAGUAAAUCCACUUCUCUGAAAAUAAAAUCUUCAAGAAUAUUGUGAAAGUAGACAAGAUUGAAAAGAGGUGAAAGGAAGAUAAUAUUUCAUUUUAUUAUCAUAUGAUUCUGAUGUUAUAGAACUAGCACAAAAUCAUGUAUUCCAUGAAAUUAUUUGUGUAAUUAAGAAAGCUGUGAUUGUUUAUCUAUAUGUUUAGUUUUUGUUGCAUUCUUCAUUUACUGUUAAUAAAAACAAAGCAUUUGA
Stegodyphus dumicola is the source of this 5149-nucleotide messenger RNA. It is a transcript of the gene HDAC11, whose product is annotated as Histone deacetylase 11. Lineage: Eukaryota; Metazoa; Arthropoda; Arachnida; Araneae; Eresidae. Gene Ontology annotation, cellular component: histone deacetylase complex. Gene Ontology annotation, molecular function: histone deacetylase activity. Gene Ontology annotation, biological process: epigenetic regulation of gene expression. The record is from RefSeq and is a predicted model, not a curated record.